CUAUAGUAGCUAAAGUAAACCCAAGAUACCCUUUGUUAUUGUCGUUAGCUUCUAACUUGUGUUCCACCACAUAUAUUGCAAUAUGGCAAAGACAUUCACAACCCAAUAUCUAAAAUUGUAUAAUGUUUUAUCUUGCUUUUUAUGGCUAAGUGUCUUAAUUCGAGCUGGCUUGCUUUGGCAUAUCUCUGGUGAUCAGAGAGUGGUCUUCAAUCAAACAAACGUCUUGGUACGUUGGGUCCAAACAUUGGCCUUAGCAGAAGUCUUUCAUAGUAUUCUAGGAUUCGUAAAAUCAUCUCCCUUCACUACUUUUAUCCAAGUCCUUUCUCGUCUUAUCCUUGUUUGGGGAGUCUGCUUUCUUUUUCCACAAAGCAUCAAUACCUCUUCUAUCUACAUAUUCAUGAUUUUAGCUUGGUCCGUUACUGAAGUUAUCCGUUACGCAUUCUACGCUUGUAAUUUGGCUGGCAGCGUCCCAAAGUGGCUUUUAUGGCUUCGUUACAAUACUUUUAUUGUUCUGUAUCCCAUUGGUGCCGGAAGUGAAUUCUUGCUCGUCCUUAAAACAUUUCGUAUUGCCUGGAAUACUUUCCUUAUAAGUAAAAUUGUGUGGACCGCUGCCACUGUAAUCUAUCCUUUCGGAUUCUAUAUGUUGUACACGCAUAUGAUUUCUCAACGUCGUAAAGUUCUUAAGCUCUCAAAGAAGAAUGUUUAGGUUUGAGACAUAGUGGAACAUUGCUUCUUUAUCUGACUUUCAAUUCCUUCAUUGCUUCCAUUUGCUAAAAGGCUUUUAUACUAAAUCACUCUUUUCCUUAAUCAAUUCAUUUUAAAAGACUAUACAAACAAUUGAUAUUUGUUUAUUCUAUUUCCUUCUUUCUCAUGAGAUACCAUUUCUCAUGGGUUUUGGCGACAAAAAGGUCAUAAAUUAUAUGAAAGCACAGUACUUAACACAGAAUUUUUAGUAAAG
Schizosaccharomyces octosporus yFS286 is the source of this 958-nucleotide messenger RNA. Its product is annotated as phosphoprotein phosphatase. Gene Ontology annotation, cellular component: endoplasmic reticulum membrane. The transcript is spliced from 3 exons. Bases 83 to 706 code for a protein of 207 amino acids. Lineage: Eukaryota; Fungi; Ascomycota; Schizosaccharomycetes; Schizosaccharomycetales; Schizosaccharomycetaceae. The record is from RefSeq and is a predicted model, not a curated record. Gene Ontology annotation, biological process: very long-chain fatty acid biosynthetic process; fatty acid elongation; sphingolipid biosynthetic process. Gene Ontology annotation, molecular function: 3-hydroxyacyl-CoA dehydratase activity.